CACUGUCUGGAGUAAGUUGAAUGUGCGCCGUUCCUCGCUAGAUCCAAAAUCCUACCAAAACAGUUGCAAUGGAGAGAAUCAGGAAAAGCCUAUCCAUUUUCGUCAUUGGUCCUUUAAUUAUGAAUUUGGUUUGCGCACAAAGAGACCCUAGCAAUAUGCCUGUGGUCAAGGAUACGGUGGAUAGACUGAUGAAAGGAUACGAUAUUCGGUUGAGGCCAGAUUUUGGAGGUGCUCCGGUGGCAGUCGGGAUGAACAUAGACAUAGCCAGCAUAGACAUGGUAUCGGAGGUGAACAUGGACUACACCUUGACCAUGUACUUCCAGCAAGCAUGGCGAGACAAGCGUUUGUCUUACACCGAGAUUCCUCUCAACCUCACACUGGAUAACCGCGUGGCCGACCAGCUCUGGGUCCCAGACACUUACUUCCUCAACGACAAGAAGUCCUUUGUGCAUGGAGUCACGGUCAAGAACAGGAUGAUUCGGCUACAUCCAGAUGGAACAGUGCUUUAUGGAUUGAGGAUCACCACCACGGCAGCCUGCGUGGAUCUGCGCCGAUACCUCUGUCUGGAGUGGACAGCCCCCUCUCUCUGCACAGGCUCCUACCCUCGACUGUCACUGAGCUUCAAGCUGAAGAGGAACAUCGGCUACUUCAUCCUGCAGACGUACAUGCCCUCCAUCCUGAUCACCAUCCUCUCCUGGGUCUCCUUCUGGAUCAACUACGACGCCUCGGCUGCCAGAGUCGCCUUAGGUAUCACCACGGUGCUCACCAUGACUACCAUCAACACACAUUUGAGGGAGACCCUUCCCAAGAUCCCCUAUGUGAAGGCCAUUGACAUGUACCUGAUGGGCUGCUUUGUCUUCGUAUUCUUGGCCCUGCUGGAGUACGCCUUCGUCAACUACAUCUUCUUCGGACGGGGGCCGCAAAGGCAGAAGAAGGCAGCGGAAAAAGCUGCCUUGGCCAACAAUGAGAAGAUGAGGCCUGACCCCAACAAGUGGUUGAUGGGAAAUGUAGUUCAGAGAGACGAUGCUCUGUAUGCCCGAAUGAAACAGAGGGAAAUUGACGCAUAUGACUCGAUGUGGGAUCCGAUCUUUGCAGAGGACGCGGCAUUAGGACUAGGCGAGCAAAGAAAUAAGAUGAACCCGGACGACAACAUCCUGCUCGGCACCCUGGAGAUGAAGAACGAGAUGGUGUCGUCCGACCUGUCGCGCGCGCUGGGCGGCGGCGGAGGAGGCGGCGUUGACCCCCGCAGCACCAUGCUGGCGUACGACAGCUCCACCCUGCAGUACCGCCGCGCCGCGCUGGCCCGCCAGAACUACGGGCACAGCGCGCUGGAGCGCCAUGCCACCAAGAAGAGCCGUCUGCGCCGACGGGCCUCCCAGCUCAAGGUCAACAUCCCCGACCUGUCCGACGUCAACUCCAUCGACAAGUGGUCUCGGAUGAUCUUCCCCACUGUCUUCUCCUUCUUCAACGUAGUCUACUGGCUUUACUACGUCCACUAAGAGGAGUAGGAGGAGUUGUGCGGUUUGGGGCUGAACUGAGAAAUUGUGUGUGUGUGUAUGUAUGUAUGUGUGUGUGUGUGUGUGUGUGUGUGUGUGUGUGUGUGUGUGUGUGUGUGGGUGUGUGUGUGUGUGUGUGUGUGUGUGUGGGUGUGUGUGGUGUGUGUGUGUGUGUGUGUGUGUGUGUGUGUGUGGGUGUGUGUGUGUGUGUGUGUGUGUGUGUGUGUGGCCGGGGGACGCAACAAAAGGAAAAACGAAAAAGAACAGUGCACUGACGUUUUCUUUUUCUUUUUCCAGUUUUUUGUUUUUGUUUUUGUUUUUUUUUGCUUAUUGUUU
Alosa alosa (allis shad) is the source of this 1832-nucleotide messenger RNA. It is a transcript of the gene gabrb2a, whose product is annotated as gamma-aminobutyric acid type A receptor subunit beta2a. The record is from RefSeq and is a predicted model, not a curated record. Gene Ontology annotation, biological process: monoatomic ion transmembrane transport; signal transduction; chemical synaptic transmission. Gene Ontology annotation, cellular component: neuron projection; GABA-A receptor complex; membrane. Lineage: Eukaryota; Metazoa; Chordata; Actinopteri; Clupeiformes; Clupeidae. Gene Ontology annotation, molecular function: neurotransmitter receptor activity; extracellular ligand-gated monoatomic ion channel activity; GABA-A receptor activity.